UGAAGAUACAGCAGGCUGCUUCAAACCUUUCUCUUAUCUUGUAAACCUCCUCAUCAUCAUGUCCUCAUCAAAGGCGAGUUCUUACGAGAAGUUCUCAGAUGCUCCGGCAACGGGUAUUCCGGUGAACUCCAGCGACCCCUACUAUAGUCAUCCUGCUCAUGAUAACUCCCACAUGCCAGCAGAUGCUCCUCCAUAUCAUCAUCAUCUCCAUGCUCGAGCCCCCGAGCCUUGGAAAUCCGGCCUCCUUGACUGCUUCUCCGAUCCCAAAAGCUACUGCCUAACAUUUUGGUGUCCUUGCGUCACCUUUGGCCAGAUUGCUGAGAUUGUGGAUAAAGGCUCUACAUCUUGUGGUGUAAGUGGAGCAUUGUAUGCGUUGAUAGCUUUUGUGACUGGUUGUUCUUGCAUCUAUUCUUGCUUCUACCGCUCGAAAAUGAGGCAGCAGUAUUCUUUGGAAGAGAGCCCUUGUGGUGAUUGUUUGGUUCACUGCUUCUGUGAGGCCUGCGCCUUGUGCCAGGAGUAUCGUGAGCUCGAAAGUCGCGGUUUCAACAUGUCCAUUGGAUGGCAUGGAAAUAUGGAUGCAAGGAACCACGAAGUAGCAAUGGGCUCGAUGCCCCCCAUGGUGGAGGGAGGCAUGAGUCGAAAUAAAAAUGAGAAUAAGAAGAUUUAUGCUGGGACUAUCGAAUUAUAAUUUUUUU
Molecule: messenger RNA, 695 nt
Organism: Fragaria vesca subsp. vesca
Lineage: Eukaryota; Viridiplantae; Streptophyta; Magnoliopsida; Rosales; Rosaceae
Product: protein PLANT CADMIUM RESISTANCE 2-like
Exons: 4
Coding region: 59-688 (209 amino acids)
Source: RefSeq, a predicted model, not a curated record